CAGAAAUAAAAAUAAAAAAUCUACGCUGCUGCUGCUGCUGCUGCUUCUAAUGGCGACGGAUGGUGAUUGUAAUAAAAGUAUUACAGUCAAGUGUAUUUGCAGUGAUAAGAAGGUUGUAGAAGUUGAUCGCAAGACAUGGGAGUUGUUCAAUAAGAUGGUUCCAGAGGAAGGGUUCCAUAGGCUACGUGAGCCGGUGGAGAUGUACUUCGUGAGAAGCACAGCCUUCAAGAAGAUUUUAACAUACUGCGUGAGGAUCAGUGAUGGCACUUGCUCGGAGAGGUGGAUGUCUGACGAGCUCCUACACAGCGAAAGCCUGAUCGGUCUCUUCCACCUUGUCGAGACGGCUGAGUUUCUGAAUUUUGAGUCACUGGACGCUUUUAUACUCAAGUAUGUGGAAGACAAAUCAGAAGCAGAGAUAUCUUUUAUGGUUCGCAAUGAACAACUCCAUUCUCUACUCAAAAUUGUCAAGUCUGCUCGUUUUUACGUGAAAAAUCCCGAGAAGCUGUUCUCUGUGGUGCUCCCCCUUGUAAAGAAAUCACAAGAAGAGUUCUCCCAGAUGAUUGUCAACAAAGAUUUGCGUAGUUUGAUCAAGUUAAUCAAGAUGGCUAAGUACGUUGGUUAUGAGAAUGUGCGCAAAGCUGCACGCGACCAUAUCCUCUCUAAGUCAAGUAACCAACUUUCCCAUGAAAUCCAUAGCCAAAACCUCAAGUCUCUCAUCAAAAUUUUCAAGGUGGCCAAAGCUGAGAAACUUCAGCCACUCGAAGACAUGGUGGUCCAAUAUGUCGACUCGAAAUCAAAAAUGGAACUGGUCCGGAUGGUUAGCACUGAGUUAUGUUGCGAACGGUCCAACUUCUUGAACGAGUCCGAGUAUCUGCGUAGGGGCACUAUUGAAUCAGAAGAACUCUUGCGCUACCCAGGCGCAGAAGAAGCAGAAGAAGCAGAAGAAGCAGAAGAAGCAGAAGAAGAAGCUACCAAUCAAGUUCCCAUCGAUGAAGCUACCAAUCAAAUUCCCAUCGAUGAUGGUAGAAAGAGGAAGGAAGAAUGCAAAAACAGGACUAGGAAGUUGAAGUUGGUACCCUGCAUAAGUAAGAAGCCAAGGACAACAAAGUUGAAAAUGAACAAGGAUCUCUCUGAUAUUUAACUCAUCUGCAUGUUUUUUACUUUUCAAACUUUCAACAACAAUGCCAUCUUUAUAAUGUUUAAUUAUAUAAUGGGUUUGGUGAAACAGGUUAAUUAUAUUGAUUUCAAUAUGCUUUGUACCAAAUGUUCAACUAGUUUCAGCCAAUGGGAAUGAACUCUUUAUUUGAUUUGAUUUUUUUCUUGAGCUAUGUAUGGUUAAUCUCGACAAGAUAAAUGUAUUAAAG
Molecule: messenger RNA, 1364 nt
Organism: Eruca vesicaria subsp. sativa (arugula)
Lineage: Eukaryota; Viridiplantae; Streptophyta; Magnoliopsida; Brassicales; Brassicaceae
Source: the annotation of a GenBank genome assembly